Olea europaea var. sylvestris is the source of this 1058-nucleotide messenger RNA. RefSeq names its product exosome complex exonuclease RRP46 homolog. The transcript is spliced from 8 exons. Gene Ontology annotation, biological process: U4 snRNA 3'-end processing; rRNA catabolic process; poly(A)-dependent snoRNA 3'-end processing. The record is from RefSeq and is a predicted model, not a curated record. NCBI's taxonomy places the organism in Eukaryota, Viridiplantae, Streptophyta, Magnoliopsida, Lamiales, Oleaceae. Gene Ontology annotation, cellular component: cytoplasmic exosome (RNase complex); nucleolus; nuclear exosome (RNase complex). Bases 107 to 835 code for a protein of 242 amino acids.
CAAGUAGCGCUUCUAUUCAACAUGACAACAUCCCACAAAAUUAGAAAAAUAUAAACCCUAGCUAAAACCUCCUUCUCCGCGUGUGUGGAGAGAGAGAAUCAAUAUUAUGGACGAAAAGAGAGAAGAUGGGCGUUCAGCGACUCAGCUGAGGCCACUGAGCUGUACUCGUAGCGUUCUCAACCGUGCCCAUGGCUCUGCUAGUUUUUCUCAAGGGGAAACCAAAAUUCUUGCUGCUGUUUAUGGGCCAAGGGCUGGGACAAAGAAAAAUGAGAAUCCGGAAAAAGCUUGUAUUGAAGUCAUUUGGAAGCCCAAAUCUGGCCAAAUUGGGAAAGCGGAAAAGGAGUAUGAGAUGAUACUGAAGAGAACUUUGCAAAAUAUCUGCCUCUUGAAUGUUCAUCCGAAUACCACCACAUCGAUUAUUAUCCAGGUUGUUAAUGACGAUGGUUCACUUCUCCCUUGUGCUAUAAAUGCAGCAUGUUCUGCCCUUGUAGAUGCUGGAUUUCCUUUGAAAUAUCUUGCCGUUGCCAUAAGUUGUUGUCUAUCAAAACAUGAAUACUGUAUAAUGGAUCCCAACAAGCUAGAAGAAGAGAAAAUGAAGGCACUGGUAUAUUUAGUUUUCCGAAACUCAAUCCUGUCUGUACUUGAUGAAGGAUCAAAGCAAGAAGGAGAAUCAAUUGAAAAUGGAAUUAUCACAUCUGUUACUCAUGGUGUAAUGACAGUGAACGAUUACUUUCAGUGUCUGGAACAAGGGCGCGCUGCAAUUAAGCCGCUAUCUAAUUUUCUUAGGAAAAAGUUGCAGUCGAAGGUACAAAGUGAUGUAUCUAUAGCCGGCUGAAUUUAUUGAGGGCAAUGCAGAGGAUAUCUGCAUCAGAAAGUACUUUGAUUUUCAUGGCAUGUCUUGUAUAGUGCUUUCCCGUGGUUGCUGACUCUGCUUGAAAUUUGAUGUGUUGUGAAAUAGUUAUGCAUUGACUACCCUAUAGCUUCUUAGAUGAACGAUACCCAUUAAAGAGCUAUUGGAAUUGAUACUAUUAAGGGAAAUACAAAGCAUUUAAUACUUU